UUCUAUCGCAUUCUCUACUAUACGUGGCAUUAAGCAUGAAUUCUUUCCUUCGCCGCCAUUUUGACAGACGAUAGUUCUUAAGAAAUAUUAGUUUUAUGUUUUCUCAGUUUACACAUCAGCUUUUUUAUUAAUAUAUAUAUAUAUAUAUAUAUAUAUAUAUAAUAUACAAUAUAUUUAAAUAAAUUAAUAAUAUAAUUAAAAUAAUAAUAUAAAUAUAUUUAUGUAUAUAUUUAUAUUAUAUUUAUAAUACUGAUAUUAUAAUAUUAUCAUUUAUAACAAUUAGUUUAAGAAAAAUAGCAAUUAACUUUUGGAUCAAAAUAUUGCUUUUAAUUUUGCAAGAUUAAAAGUUAGUAGUAAUCAUGGGUAACAUGUUUGCUACAUUGUUCAAAGGCCUUUUCGGCAAAAAAGAAAUGCGAAUUUUGAUGGUUGGGCUUGAUGCAGCUGGUAAAACUACAAUUCUAUACAAAUUAAAAUUAGGAGAAAUUGUGACAACGAUUCCAACAAUAGGUUUCAAUGUAGAGACAGUAGAAUAUAAAAAUAUAAGCUUCACUGUCUGGGAUGUCGGUGGUCAAGAUAAAAUCCGACCAUUGUGGCGGCAUUACUUUCAAAACACACAAGGUUUAAUAUUUGUCGUGGACAGUAACGACAGAGAACGUAUUGGAGAAGCAAGAGAAGAGCUAAUGAGAAUGCUAGCUGAAGAUGAACUUAGAGAUGCUGUUUUACUUAUUUUUGCUAACAAACAGGACUUGCCAAAUGCAAUGAAUGCUGCAGAAAUUACUGAUAAACUUGGCCUACAUUCAUUGCGCAACCGAAACUGGUAUAUUCAAGCAACGUGCGCAACCAGUGGUGAUGGACUUUAUGAAGGUCUAGACUGGCUGUCAAAUCAGUUAAAAAAUGCAAAUCGUUAAAUUAGUUGUCAAUUUGACAACAUUAAGUUUAAUAACAUUCAAAAUCAAUAAAAAAGCACUCUGGGAUCUCUUAUGAAACAUCUAAUAUGGAAGAAAAAAAUUUUAUCAUAGGUGGAAGUGAAUUUUUUAAAAGAAGAACAGUGAAUAAUGCUCAAGAACAAGUUAAGAAUUCGUGCCAGUUUUAUAAGGGAGUAGAGUGAAAAGAAACUGACUAUUAAAGUAGAUAUGUUCAGUCGCAGUGGACAAUUGCCUUGGGCAAAUUAAUACAAUUACAAUCAUUAUUAUUAUUUUUUUAUGAUAUAAGCAUAAUAGUUGCACUUUUUCACAAAAAAACAUUCAAAAAGAAGUAGAGAAUCUGAGAGCAUUUUCCUAACCAAACCUAUUUAAAAAAUAAUAAAUCAUAUUAUUAUUUAAAAUGGCAACAUAAAUAUUUGAUAACCAGAUCAUUGCAUAUAUAAACAAUUUAUUGUAUAAAUUACCUAAUACUUAUACUUGGUAUCAGGAGUGCAGUCGAAUCCCCUUAUAUUUACAUAAUGUAAAUUACGUAUUAAAUUUCUAAUGAAAUUAAUGUUUUCGCUUUGUAAAGGCCAUGAGCACUUCGAAACUUGAUACAAUAUUUAUCAUAUUUUAGGAUACUAAUUUUUAUAGUCAUUGGAUAAAUGGUAAGAUUGAGGUUAAUGUUAUUAAGUCUAUCUUAUGUAUUUAUUUAAUUAUAUUUUCAAUACAAAUAUGAUCCUGACGCAUAUUCUCUCAGUUUCUUUAGUUUCACCAUUUUUUUUUUAAGAAAGAUGGCAAAGGGCAUGCCGUUGUACUUGAAUAGUGCAUUACAUUUCUUAAGACUGUGCAUGUUUUGGUAGAGAAAAAAAAUCAUCUAUUUAUUACACUUCAAUCAGUUGUGUUAUCAAGAGUUUGGAAAAAUGUAUAUUAUACCUACGACAUUCCAAAAUUGUGUUACAAUGGCGAAACUUUAAAAUUAUAUGCAAUAUUGUAAAAGUAAUUUGCCAAAUAUGAACAGUUAAUACAAUAAAUUGAAUAAUUUUUUUAAUGGAAAAAAUUCGUUUUGUAGACGCAAUAACAGUGUACCUCGCAAUCUACCUAAUACCUUUUAAAUUCUUGUUUACAUAAGUAAAUAAAAACUAAUUGAUCACGUAACGUAUCUCAAAAUACUAAAUAAUGUACAAGUCUAGUCCUGAUUUACAAUCUAAAAAAUUAUAAUGAUUUAGGUUUGUUAUUAUAACAAAAGGGACACGCUCGUAUUUGAAAUAAAAAUUAAGUUUUUUUAUAUUUAAAUUUUCUGAAUCCGUACACUCAGAAAUUCUUCGGGCAGUGGCUGCACAUAGCAUGAACAGCAACUGUACUAUGAGCUUCGCGCGGUAGCUCUCCCAAUUUCGCUCUCCCAGAGCGCUACUGCCCCAAGAGCUGUUAUUCCGCCGAAAUUCUGCGGUUUUGAUGCGACAGCAGCGCCACACGGGAGAAAAGAGUACUAAACGGAAGCACUGCUGCACGAUUUUUGGGCAGCAGCUGUCCGAAAUUUUCGGAAAGACGAGCUAGUGCAUUUAGUGCACCAGUCACUUGGGCCGGGGCAGUAGCUGCCCGAAGAAUUUCUCAGUGCAGUUCAGAAAUACCUACAUAGCAGCUUUACGAUAAAAGCAAACCUUUUUUAUUAAUUAAAUAUCUAUGAAAUUAUAAGUCGAAAAAAAUUUUACAAAACUUGUGAUUAUGUUUUAUUAAAGACAAAACAAAGAUUUUGUAACGAUACAUUAUAAACAUAUUACUUAAAAACUAUUAAUUAUUAACUACUUUAUUGUUAAUUUUUUGAUUUAUCGAAUGUCAUUAAAAAAUCAUUAUUUGUAAAUCUUUUUUUGCAAUCUAAAAAUUAUUUAGUAACCAAUAUCGUUUUUACACAAUAUAAUGUAUAUUAUUGAUAAUAUUGGGACUUUUUUAAUGAGAAUUUAACAAGUACUGUGGAUAAUAAAAUUAUGUUUGUCGUAAAUA
This is a messenger RNA of Nasonia vitripennis (jewel wasp), 2903 nucleotides long. It is a transcript of the gene Arf79F, whose product is annotated as ADP-ribosylation factor 1. Gene Ontology annotation, cellular component: plasma membrane; cytoplasm. Bases 360 to 908 code for a protein of 182 amino acids. Gene Ontology annotation, molecular function: GTPase activity; GTP binding. The transcript is spliced from 5 exons. Lineage: Eukaryota; Metazoa; Arthropoda; Insecta; Hymenoptera; Pteromalidae. The record is from RefSeq and is a predicted model, not a curated record. Gene Ontology annotation, biological process: vesicle-mediated transport; intracellular protein transport.